Peromyscus eremicus (cactus mouse) is the source of this 652-nucleotide messenger RNA. Its product is annotated as beta-defensin 14-like. The record is from RefSeq and is a predicted model, not a curated record. Gene Ontology annotation, biological process: cell chemotaxis; defense response to bacterium. NCBI's taxonomy places the organism in Eukaryota, Metazoa, Chordata, Mammalia, Rodentia, Cricetidae. Gene Ontology annotation, molecular function: chemoattractant activity; CCR6 chemokine receptor binding. The transcript is spliced from 2 exons. The coding region runs from base 404 to 607 and encodes 67 amino acids. Gene Ontology annotation, cellular component: extracellular region.
UCUCAGAAGACUCUCAGGCCUCUUUUAGGCUUUUAGGUAGCUACAGAAAGCAGAUUACAUUCAAAGUCAAUCAAGCCCUAGGCUACAUGUCCUGGGGCCACCCCUAAAAAGAAAUAUCUUGUCCAUACCAGUUCUAUCUGUACCCACAGCCAGAAAUUGAUCUGGAAAUGUGCCCAGGGCCUGGAGGACCUCAAAAGAGUCCCACCAAGCUUGACUACACCCAUCAGGUUUGGCUGAGUGGGUGUGUUCUUUGCGGUGAGAGACACUUGAAAGGUACGUCAGGAAAUAUGUCAUAUUGUCAUCACUAUGACAUUACAAGAAUUACAAUCAUAGCUUACCUCGUUAUAUAGGCGGACAACCACAUCUUUUGGCUCAGUCUCGGCUUGUUGGGAAGCAGUCAACUAUGAGGCUCCAUUAUCUGCUAUUUGCAUUCCUCAUCUUGUUCUUGGUCCCUGCUCCAGGGGAUGGAUUCAUCGAGAAAACCCUCCGAAAGUUAUUCUGCAGAGUAAGAGGUGGCCGGUGUGCUAUGAUCAGCUGCCUUACAAAAGAAGAACAAAUAGGUAAAUGUUCUCAGAAAGGUCGAAAAUGCUGCAGAAAGAAGAAAUAGAAGAUCCAGAUUCAGGCUGAGGAUGUCAUCAUUGGGGGGAAUCCU